Messenger RNA from Tribolium madens (black flour beetle), 1326 nucleotides. RefSeq lists its product as uncharacterized. NCBI's taxonomy places the organism in Eukaryota, Metazoa, Arthropoda, Insecta, Coleoptera, Tenebrionidae. Gene Ontology annotation, cellular component: membrane. The coding region runs from base 1 to 1326 and encodes 441 amino acids. The record is from RefSeq and is a predicted model, not a curated record. Gene Ontology annotation, molecular function: ligand-gated monoatomic ion channel activity. The transcript is spliced from 9 exons.
AUGACCGGUACCGCCAUAAUCACCCAAGAAUUACAAUAUGUAAGUGACCUCCUUCUAGUCCUACCAAAUAAAGAAAAUGGUACGGAAUAUUUCGAAAUAAUAACACAUCAAUACGGACACCAAAAUAAGAAGAAAAUCAAUAAAACUCUACUUUUGGAUGUUUGGUAUUCUCAUAAUUACAGUUUUUUACAUGGAAAGGACCUGUUCCCAAACAAAUUGUCUAACCAAAAUGGACGCCAAUUGAAAAUUGGUACUUUUACAUACGAGCCAUACUCAAUCAUAGGUAAGAAAUCUAAAAGGAAGUUCGAAAGGGUUUACUUGUUAAAUUUAGGUAAGAAUGAUUAUGCUUUCCAUGGAACUGAAACCAGCUUAGUUUAUGAAUUUGUCCAAAAGUAUAACUUGACACCUUCUUUCACCGUUAUUGGUGAUGAAUUGUGGGGCGAUAUUUAUGACAAUUGGACUGGAAUUGGGCUUUUGGGGAGUGUUCUAGAUGAUUCAGUAGAUAUUGGAUAUGCUGCUGUGUACACUUGGGAAGAUUACUAUAAGUUUAUGGAUUAUACAAAACCUUUGACAAGGACAGGAAUAACUUGUAUAGUCCCAGCACCUCACAAGCUCUUUGUUUCUGAUUCCAUCAUGACUAUAAUCAAGCUUUACUUAGUCCAGUCGCUCACUAUUCCAUUGAAAGGAAAAUUGUUAAAGUACUUUAUUGCCAUGAAUAUGAUAAUGGUUUUACUUAUUUCUAGUUCAUACAGUAGUGGCUUAUCUAGCGUGAUGACAGUACCUCGAUAUGAGAGAGCGAUUAGAUCUAUUAAAGAUUUGGCCUCUAGUGGACUACUUUGGGGUGCCACCUCAGAUGCUUGGCUUAUUUCUUUGCGACAAGUGGAAGAGGAAGACUAUAAAAUUAUCAAAAAUAGAUUUGUGGUUAAAAAAGAAGAAGACUUAGCUGCAUCUUCUAGAUUACAUAACUUUGGGUUCUCUCUUGAACGCUUACCCUAUGGUCAUUACGCUGUCGGGCCUUACAUUAAGCGUGAUAUCAUUGCUGAUUACAGGAUUAUGCAAGAAGAUAUUUACUGGGAACAGUGCAUUUUUCUGAUCAGAAAAAAUUCAGUGCUGUUGCCUUUGCUUGACAAUCUAAUUUUAAGGGUUUUUGAAGCAGGUUUAGCAGCUUACUGGGAGAACGAAGUUGUUUUUCAAUUUAUGGAUAUGUCUGUACAAAGAGGAAUAAAGUUCUAUACUCACCACACGAAUGAGCACAAUAUUGUCAAACUUAAGUGGGUACACGUAGAGGGUGCUUUCGCUAUUUUAGUUCUAGGCUACAUAAAAUAA